Molecule: messenger RNA, 1008 nt
Organism: Serendipita indica DSM 11827
Lineage: Eukaryota; Fungi; Basidiomycota; Agaricomycetes; Sebacinales; Serendipitaceae
Source: the annotation of a GenBank genome assembly
AUGCCCGCGUCGCGAUCAGUCGCCCGCGUCUACGCAAACGUCAACGAGCGCCUCGGUCCCAACUGGCAUGACUACGAUAAUCUUACUGUAGCAUGGGGAUCUCAAGAAAACUAUGAAAUCAUCCGUAAAGUAGGCCGAGGCAAAUACUCAGAGGUGUUCGAGGGAGUAAAUAUCCGAAACGACGACAAAUGCAUCAUCAAGGUUCUUAAACCCGUCAAGAAGAAGAAGAUUAAGCGAGAGAUCAAGAUCCUCCAAAAUCUUGCUGGGGGUCCCAACAUCAUCACUUUGCUCGAUGUCGUCCGUGAUCCCACAUCAAAGAUUCCAAGCUUGGUGUUCGAAUGUGUCCAGAAUCUCGACUUCAAAGUACUGUACCCACGAUUUACAGACUUUGACAUCAGAUAUUAUAUUUUUGAGCUUUUAAAGGCACUGGACUUUUGUCACUCCAAAGGUAUCAUGCAUCGCGAUGUCAAGCCUCACAAUGUGAUGAUUGACCAUGAGCAACGCCAGCUGCGUCUCAUCGAUUGGGGUCUUGCAGAAUUUUACCAUCCACGGACCGAGUAUAACGUUCGAGUGGCCUCGAGAUACUUCAAGGGACCAGAACUGCUCGUCGACUUCCAGGAAUACGAUUACAGUCUCGACAUGUGGAGCCUCGGGUGCAUGUUUGCUUCUAUGAUCUUCCGAAAGGAGCCAUUCUUCCACGGACACGAUAACUAUGACCAACUUGUCAAGAUCACCAAGGUUCUAGGCACCGAAGAGUUAUACGCAUAUUUAGAAAAGUACGACAUCGAGCUCGACUCUGCAUAUGACGACAUCAUUGGCCGGUACCCACGAAAACCCUGGUCUCGCUUCAUCACGUCUGAGAACCAGAGGUACAUCUCCAACGAAGCCAUCGAUUUUCUAGACAAGCUGCUCCGCUAUGACCACCAGGAGCGGCUCACGGCGAAAGAGGCCCAAGACCAUCCCUACUUUGAUCCUGUCAAGCAAGCCGCCAUGAGAGGUUCGGAUUGA